AUGAAGAAGAAGACCGAUGUAAUUAGAAUAUGCACGGAUUACCGGGACCUCCACCGAGCUUGCCCAAAGGAUGAGUUCCCACUGCCUAACAUGGAUAUCUUGAUGGACUUAACCUCGGGGCAAGGCUUGCUGUCAUUCAUGGAUGGAUUUAGCGGCUAUAACCAGAUAAAGAUGUCGCCCAAAGAUGCUGAGAAGACAGCCUUUCGAACACCAUACAGGAAUUUCUAUUACAUGGUCAUGUCAUUCGGUCUUAAGAAUGUCGGCGCCACAUACCAAAGGGCCAUGACAGUAGUGUUUCACGAUAUGAUAGGAAAAGAGGUAGAAGACUAUGUGGAUGACCCUGUGGUGAAGUCAAAAACCAAAGAAAACGAUCAAGAAGUUCUGAUAAGGGUGCUGGAAAGGUGUCGGUUGUACGGGUUGAAGAUGAACCCCAAAAAGUGCGCGUUCGGGGUUUCAUCCGGUAAAUUCUUGGGGUUCCAAGUGCACCAUGUGACAUAG
Molecule: messenger RNA, 498 nt
Organism: Prunus armeniaca (apricot)
Lineage: Eukaryota; Viridiplantae; Streptophyta; Magnoliopsida; Rosales; Rosaceae
Source: the annotation of a GenBank genome assembly